Molecule: messenger RNA, 1718 nt
Organism: Suillus paluster
Lineage: Eukaryota; Fungi; Basidiomycota; Agaricomycetes; Boletales; Suillaceae
Product: DHS-like NAD/FAD-binding domain-containing protein
Exons: 4
Coding region: 226-1593 (455 amino acids)
Molecular function (GO): NAD+ binding
Source: RefSeq, a predicted model, not a curated record
UCCCAUUGGCAAUAUUAUUUAAUCCUGACUUCCGACCACCGCCAACCCUUUACCACACCCAUUAAUGACGAUUUCGCUACGACUUGAUAACGUGUCCGGAGAGCCUAGCACACGCAGGGCCCUUCUCUGACAUUUCUUUGGCAGUAGCCAAAUCCAAAAAGAUAGUCGUUGUCACCGGAGCAGGCAUUUCAUGUUCAUGUGGCAUUCCGGACUUUCGGUCUUCGGAUGGUCUUUAUGCACUGGUCAAGCAGCGGUACCCCGACAGUCGUCCUCAAAGGGCGUGAUCUAUUCGACGCGUCUCUGUUCCGUGACUCCACGUCAAUAUCUGUCUUCUAUACUUUUAUAUCACAGCUCAAACGCUCCAUCGACGCCGCCACUCCUGCUGCCACACACCGAUUCAUUCAAACCCUGGACGCGAAGCAAAAACUAGUACGGUCGUACACGCAGAACAUCGAUGGUCUAGAAGAGCGGGUGGGGCUGCGUGGGAGUUCCAGUCAACAGGUGAAGACAAGUGGGAAGAAGAAGUCGAAGCUGAAAGUCAAGGAAGUACGGAACGUCCAGCUGCACGGUGACAUCCACCGCGUGCGGUGCACUUUCUGCUCUGCCGAAAUGUCUUGCACCGAAGAACAUCUGUACGCAUUCGAGAACGGUAAAGCUCCAGAUUGCCCAGAAUGCACCUCGCGAUCGGAAGCACGAGUUGCUCGUUCUGCACGUGCUCUCAAAAUCGGAACUCUUCGUCCAGCCAUCGUACUUUACGACGAACCACAUCCUCUUGGGGACGAUAUAGGCACAAUCCAAACGUCAGACAUCGCCCGCAAGCCCGAUAUGCUCAUUAUCAUGGGCACUUCACUCAAGGUUCACGGUCUCAAAAAGCUCGUUAAGGACUUUGCCAAGGUCGUGCACGCCACUGGGACUGGAACAACACCUAAUGGUACUCCCAAAAAACAAAAGAUAUGGCAGGGAAAAGUCGUUUUCGUGAAUAAGACUCCACCUGGCAGCGAGUGGUCUGACGUUAUCGAUUACCAUGUCGCAGGGGAGACUGAUGAAUGGGUCGAGAAGGUCUUAGAAGACUGGAAGAAGAUGCGGCCAUCAGACUGGGAGAUACAACAGACGCUUGAUAAAACUGACGAGUGCAGUGGGUUCAAAGUCGUCAAAAACGCCGCUACCAAAAUGAAGGGCAAAGCUGCACCAAAGCGCAAUCCGAACGUCGAGAAUGUGCCGCUAGAAGAUCCAUUAUUCUCACAACUAACUUCGCCAUCAAAAAAACCCGUCAGCGCUCCGUCAUCGCCAAGCAAGCGGCGACAGUCUACGUCACAUUAUUCAGACGUGGAGUCGAGCCCGCGAAAGAGACGCGACAUUGCCAAAAUCGCGGAUGGUAUGGAUAGGUUGGAUAUGUCGGACAAGUGCAAGUUAUUUGCAGACGCGACAAAUGUGACCAAGAAUGCGGGAGGAGACGACCUGGUGAUGGGUGAACUCGAACCUUCGAAAGUAAAGGUACGACGGGCAAGCACAUCGGUCGUCUCCAAGCCCCAGUCUCGAAGCAUUGCCAAACCAAGGGUGGAUGUGUGGGUGGAGAUCGUGAAGAAACCGUAGUAUUACACAGCCGGCUGUACAUUAGUGUAUGAUAUACCUCUGCAUUGUUGAUAUACUUCCGGUGGUACUUUGCAUGUUGCAAAGGUCGUGUAAGUAUUGAGGUAGAUGAUAGUAAAACAAGACAA